Messenger RNA from Lotus japonicus, 3522 nucleotides. RefSeq names its product inositol hexakisphosphate and diphosphoinositol-pentakisphosphate kinase VIP2-like. The record is from RefSeq and is a predicted model, not a curated record. The transcript has 30 exons. Lineage: Eukaryota; Viridiplantae; Streptophyta; Magnoliopsida; Fabales; Fabaceae. The coding region runs from base 191 to 3352 and encodes 1053 amino acids. Gene Ontology annotation, molecular function: inositol hexakisphosphate kinase activity; 5-diphosphoinositol pentakisphosphate 1-kinase activity; diphosphoinositol pentakisphosphate kinase activity. Gene Ontology annotation, biological process: inositol phosphate biosynthetic process; inositol metabolic process.
CCCAAGAAACACGUGAGCUGUGUGCUACUUUGCUCGCCUUUCCACUCAUUCUCCGUUAUUAUUAUAAAUACAAAUUCUCAGGCGGCUCUAACACUUUCCGCCAUUUUCCUCUGCUGCAUUUCUCUUCUUCUCUUGAUUUUCCCGUUCCGAAUUCCCCUCUCACGGUGGUGCGCGUGGCGGAGCUCCGGCGAUGACGGCGACGGUGGAGGAAGAAGCGGUUGCGGUGAAGAAGAUAACGAUUGGAGUCUGCGUGAUGGAAAAGAAGGUGAAAUGUGGCUCCGAGGUUUCAUCGGCGCCUAUGGAGCAGAUUCUUCGCCGUUUACAAGCAUUUGGUGAAUUUGAGGUUAUACAUUUUGGUGAUAAGGUCAUCCUUGAAGAACCUAUAGAAAGAUGGCCAGUAUGUGAUUGUUUGGUUGCUUUCCAUUCCUCUGGAUAUCCCCUCAAAAAGGCUGAAGCAUAUGCUGCUUUGAGAAAACCUUUUUUAGUAAAUGAACUGGAGCCGCAACACCUUCUUCAUGAUCGAAGAAAAGUAUAUGAGCGUCUUGAAAUGUUUGGGAUCCCUGUUCCAAGAUAUGCCCUUGUAAAUAGGGAAGUACCAUACCAACAAUUGGAUUACUUCAUUGAGGAAGAAGAUUUUGUAGAGGUUCAUGGUAUGCGUUUCUGGAAGCCAUUUGUGGAGAAGCCUAUUCAUGGUGAUAACCACAGUAUAAUGAUAUACUAUCCCAGUUCAGCUGGUGGAGGCAUGAAGGAAUUAUUUAGGAAGGUUGGCAACAGGUCUAGUGACUUCCAUCCCGAUGUGAGAAGAGUGAGGCGUGAAGGCUCCUAUAUUUAUGAAGAGUUCAUGCCAACAGGAGGCACAGAUGUUAAGGUGUACACAGUAGGCCCUGAAUAUGCUCAUGCUGAGGCAAGGAAGUCCCCUGUUGUUGAUGGUGUUGUUAUGAGGAAUCCCGAUGGGAAGGAAGUCAGGUAUCCAGUGUUACUGACUCCUGCUGAGAAACAAAUGGCUAGAGAGGUUUGCAUUGCAUUCAGGCAAUCGGUAUGUGGAUUUGAUCUCCUGAGAUGUGAGGGGCGCUCCUAUGUUUGUGAUGUGAAUGGGUGGAGCUUUGUCAAAAAUUCUCACAAAUAUUAUGAUGAUGCUGCCUGUGUGCUGCGGAAAAUGUUUUUAGAUGCAAAAGCACCUCAUCUUUCUUCAGCAAUUCCACCAACUUUACCAUGGAAAGUAAAUGAACCAGUCCAACCAUCUGAGGGACUUACCCGUCAGGGUAGUGGUAUUAUUGGCACUUUUGGACAAGCUGAGGAACUACGAUGUGUGAUUGCUGUUAUUCGUCAUGGUGAUAGAACUCCUAAACAGAAGGUGAAGCUAAAAGUUACUGAGGAAAAGCUGCUGAACCUAAUGUUGAAAUACAAUGGAGGCCGACCUAGAGCUGAGACAAAGCUUAAAACUGCUGUUCAACUACAAGAUCUGUUAGAUGCUACACGCAUGCUGGUUCCUCGUACCAGACCAGGUCGAGAAAGUGAUAGUGAGGCUGAAGUUGAACAUGGUGAAAAGCUUCGUCAAGUCAAAGCUGUUCUUGAAGAGGGAGGACAUUUCUCCGGCAUAUAUAGAAAGGUUCAACUAAAGCCACUUAAAUGGACCAAAGUAACAAAAAACAAUGGUGAAGGUGAAGAAGAACGGCCGGUGGAAGCUUUGAUGGUUCUUAAAUAUGGUGGUGUGCUUACACAUGCUGGUAGAAAACAGGCUGAGGAACUAGGAAGAUAUUUCCGGAAUAAUAUGUAUCCAGGAGAAGGUACAGGCCUGCUUCGCCUCCAUAGUACAUACCGCCAUGAUCUUAAGAUUUACAGCUCUGAUGAGGGUCGUGUGCAGAUGUCUGCAGCUGCAUUUGCCAAAGGUCUUCUUGAUCUUGAAGGGCAGCUAACACCAAUCCUGGUUUCCCUUGUCAGCAAAGACUCCUCCAUGUUGGAUGGACUUGACAAUGCCAGCAUAGAAAUGGAAGAAGCCAAGGCUCGGCUGAAUGAAAUCAUUACCCGUAGUUCAAAGAUAGUUUCUAGCAAUGAAGCACCCGAAGUUCCUUGGAUGGUUGAUGGAGCUGGAUUGCCACCCAAUGCUUCAGAGUUGCUUCCCAAGUUGGUUAGUUUGAUUAAGAAGGUUACGGAACAAGUUAGACAACUUGCCAAGGAUGAAAAUGAGAAACUUACAGACACGUGCUUAGAUGAUGUAAUUCCUCCUUAUGACCAAGCAAAAGCACUUGGAAAGACAAAUAUUGAUGUUGAUCGUAUAGCAGCUGGAUUACCUUGUGGUAGUGAAGGGUUUCUAUUAAUGUAUGCUCGGUGGAAAAAGCUUGAAAGGGACUUGUAUAAUGAACGCAAGGAGCGCUUUGACAUCACCCAAAUUCCUGAUGUCUAUGAUUCAUGCAAAUAUGAUCUCUUGCACAAUGCACAUCUUAAUCUUGAAGGAUUGGAUGAACUUUUCAAAGUUGCUCAGGCACUUGCUGAUGGUGUGAUCCCAAAUGAAUACGGAAUUAAUCCAAAGCAGAAGCUGAAGAUUGGCUCAGAGAUUGCACGUAGAUUAUUGGGCAAAAUUUUAAUCGAUCUGAGGAACACUCGUGAGGAAGCCCUUAGUGUUGCUGAGUUAAAGAGUAGCCAAGACCAUGAGUCAUCAUCCACGAAAACUGAAAAGGAAGAUCCGAAGCUUCUAAAUAAGACUGAUGAAGGGAGAAAAUCCAGUAUGAGCGAUAUGUCAAUGGAUCAAGAUGAUGAUGAUGAUAAAGAGACCAAAUAUCGUUUGGAUCCAAAAUAUGCAAAUGUAAAGACACCCGAACGUCAUGUGCGAACACGUUUAUACUUCACAUCAGAAUCACAUAUCCAUUCUCUCAUGAAUGUUCUUCGAUAUUGUAAUUUGGAUGAUUCUCUUCAAGAAGAAGAGAGCCUUGUUUGCUAUAAUGCUCUGGAGCGCUUAAAUAGAACAAAGGAGCUUGACUAUAUGAGCUACAUUGUGCUUAGGUUGUUCGAAAACACCGAGGUGGCUUUAGAAGAUCCAAAAAAGUUCCGCAUAGAGCUGGCGUUUAGCCGUGGUGCUGAUUUAUCACCUUUAGAGGAAAAUGAUACUGAGGCUGCUUCACUGCGUCAGGAGCAUACGCUGCCAAUUAUGGGUCCUGAAAGGCUACAAGAAAUAGGAUCAUAUCUCACAUUGAAAAAGAUGGAGAAGAUGGUUCGUCCAUUUGCUAUGCCUGCAGAAGAUUUUCCCCCACCAUCAACACCUGCGGGAUUCUCUGGCUAUUUCUCAAAGAGUGUGCUCGAGCGUCUAGUAAAUCUGUGGCCUUUUCAUAAGCAUGGAAAUUCCAAUGGGAAAUAGCAAACUUUUUGAAUUCUGUUCCUCCCUCAGCUUUAUGUUCCACUGUACAUGCAAAAACUCAAACAACCAAGGCAAGCUUCAGGCUCCUUUGGAAAAAAAGAAAAGAAAAAAUUUGAAACUAACAUCUUCCAACCAAAGAAUGUUGAAAGCGAGUAGCCUUAGUAGUUAAA